Messenger RNA from Rubroshorea leprosula, 604 nucleotides. The record is from the annotation of a GenBank genome assembly. NCBI's taxonomy places the organism in Eukaryota, Viridiplantae, Streptophyta, Magnoliopsida, Malvales, Dipterocarpaceae.
CAAGAACAAGUAUUUCGUCCCCCACGUAUACGUAUUAGAAAAGUUUCUCAACAAAAUCAUUCCAAUCCAAAAAAAAAAAAAGCAAAAACAAAAACAAAAAAUGGGCAUUGGGCCAAGCCGCGACGACCACAGAGAGUCAUCUUUCCCUCCACGACAUCCACCACCAAGAAUGCCACCUAUCAUCCCAGUCUCAAUUCCAGUCCCAACUCCAUUGCCCCCAGACCCACGUUCAGUCCCAAUUCCACUCGCUCGACCAGGGCCCUCCGUCCUACCAUUGCCAGCAAACCGCUUGGAGUAAUGUUAAGGUGCGGGUAAUUAAUGACUGCAUCCCCUUAAAAGAUUAAUAGAGAGUCAACUUUUACUGUUACUAAAAAAAAAGUAACAUGGUGAAUUAUGUGCUGAUUAAUUAAUUAUAUGUUGAGGCCUGGAGGUAAUAUAUAAAAUAAAUAAAGAGCUGUUCCAGCGCUGCGCUGGUUGUUAAUGUUAUGUCAGCAGCCGAUAUAUACAUACCUCGAGGCCAAAAAGAGUAUGUUUCUGUAAAAAAAAAAAUUAUGCUGUAAUGUAUUUCAUGAUGAGUAAUAAAGAAUAUAUACUAAUUUGGUAA